AUGAUCGCAAUUGGUAUGGAAGGCUCCGCCAACAAAUUGGGCAUCGGCAUCAUGCUGCACCCCAAGGACGGAAGCCCCCCGCAGGUCCUCGCCAAUAUCAGACACACCUACGUCUCCCCGCCAGGAGAGGGCUUCCUGCCCAAGGAUACAGCGCGACACCACCGGUCUUGGGUUGUGAAGCUGGUAAAACAGGCCCUCAAAGAAGCCAAGGUCUCUGUCGACGAUGUGGACUGCAUUUGCUUCACCAAGGGACCGGGAAUGGGUGCCCCGCUCCAGAGUGUGGUGGUCGCCGCACGGAUGUUGAGUUUGCUCUGGGGCAAGGAGCUGGUUGGAGUAAACCACUGUGUCGGACACAUCGAAAUGGGCCGCCUGAUCACCGGCGCAACAAACCCAGUCGUUCUAUACGUCUCCGGCGGUAACACACAAGUCAUUGCAUACAGCUCACAACGGUAUCGCAUCUUCGGCGAAACCCUCGAUAUGGCAGUAGGGAAUUGUCUGGACCGGUUCGCGCGCACACUGCAUAUCUCCAACGAUCCAGCACCGGGCUAUAACAUUGAACAACUAGCAAAGCAAGGAACGCAGCUGGUCGAUCUGCCCUACGUUGUAAAGGGGAUGGACUGUUCAUUCUCCGGCAUUCUGGCUGCGAUUGAUGGCCUCGCUAAGCACUGGGGGCUAGGUGGGGAAGAAAAGGCGCGCGAAGAUAUAAUGCAAACCGCUGAUGUGAAAGCGGCAGUUGAUUCAUCGGAUAGCACGCCCACGCGCGCAGACCUAUGCUUUUCCCUUCAGGAGACUGUAUUCUCCAUGCUCGUUGAGAUAACUGAGCGCGCAAUGGCGCAUGUUGGCUCGAAGCAGGUUCUUAUUGUUGGUGGCGUUGGCUCGAAUGAGCGGUUGCAGGAGAUGAUGGGUAUCAUGGCACGGGACCGUGGUGGAAGUGUCUAUGCUACGGAUGAGCGCUUCUGCAUCGAUAAUGGUAUUAUGAUCGCACAGGCUGGUAUGCUGGCAUAUGGGACCGGAUUCCGGACCCCUCUAAGCGAGAGUACUUGUACUCAGCGAUUCCGGACAGAUGAAGUGUUUGUGAAGUGGCGGGAUUGA
Molecule: messenger RNA, 1092 nt
Organism: Penicillium bovifimosum
Lineage: Eukaryota; Fungi; Ascomycota; Eurotiomycetes; Eurotiales; Aspergillaceae
Gene: kae1
Product: O-sialoglycoprotein endopeptidase
Exons: 2
Coding region: 1-1092 (363 amino acids)
Biological process (GO): tRNA threonylcarbamoyladenosine modification
Cellular component (GO): cytoplasm; EKC/KEOPS complex
Source: RefSeq, a predicted model, not a curated record